UCUCUCUUGUCUUCAUAGAUAACCUUCUCUUUUUGUCAACGUAUUUAUUAAAACGAAUUGCCAAAAGUCGGUUUGCAUUUCCCGUGUUUCUCCCUUAAUUUGAAGGGAUGUGGUAAAAAGUGCCCAAAGUCUUAUUGGAAUAAUCGGUUGCAGGAGUGAUUACGUAGCCCAGUUGGCAAAGAUGCUUAGUGGAUUAAAAAGCGGACCAUCCAGACAUGUCCUGGCUGUUGUAGUAUUGUGCAUACUUUGGUAUGUAAUCUCAUCCAGCAAUAAUGUUAUCGGCAAGAUGGUAUUGAACGAGUUCCCAUUUCCCAUGACGGUGACAAUGAUACAACUAUGCAGUAUAUCCUUGUAUAGUGGGCCUUUUUUUAACCUUUGGCGCAUCCGAAAAUACCAAAACGUUUCUCGAGGAUACUAUUGGCGAUUGAUUAUUCCACUGGCGUUAGGAAAGUUUCUUUCAUCUGUCACAUCACACAUUUCGUUAUGGAAAGUACCAGUAUCUUAUGCCCAUACAGUUAAAGCUACUAUGCCACUAUUUACCGUAAUCUUGACACGUUUCCUAUUUCGUGAAAAGCAACCCACUUUGGUGUAUCUCAGCUUGGUACCAAUUAUAACGGGUGUUGCAAUUGCUACCGUGACAGAAAUUUCAUUCGACAUGAUUGGCUUAAUAAGUGCACUCUUAUCGACAAUGGGAUUUUCCCUGCAGAACAUCUUCUCCAAAAAGGUGCUAAAGGACACGGGAAUGCAUCAUUUGCGACUUUUGGAGUUAUUGGGCAAAUUAGCGCUGAUUAUGUUCUUGCCAAUUUGGAUUUUUGUGGAUAGUCUUAGUAUUAUACGACAUCCCGUCAUUACAGGUUUAGAUUAUCGGGUGAUUGCAUUGCUAUUCGCUGAUGGUGUUUUAAACUGGUUGCAGAACGUUAUCGCGUUUAAUGUACUAUCACUAGUGUCACCACUGACCUAUGCGGUUGCGAGCGCAUCAAAACGAAUUUUUGUGAUAGGUGUAUCGCUGUUAAUUUUAGGGAACCCCGUAACCCUCUUAAAUUGCGUUGGCAUGACUUUGGCCAUUUUUGGCGUAUUGUGUUAUAAUAGGGCAAAGCAAGUGUCCAAAUCAUCAAAGACGAUAUUACCUCUCACACAAAAUCAUCGUAUUAAAUACGAGCCAUUCAAAGGGAAUCUGGACCCUUACCAUCAUGGUGUGGUGAACAGCAGUGUGAAUGGUUUCGCUAACAAACGUGGUGAAAAACAAUAUACAAAUACAAAUUCAGUUGCAACAAAUAGCUUGCUGACGAAUGGAAAUGUUUUUCCAAAUGGUAGUACGACCCGUUUACUUUUUGUUUAAUUUAAACAAUUAAAUUUGUUAAGUAGAUAUUAGAGAAAAUUAAAUUAGACAAAAAUUUAGUUAGAUAAAUAAUAUUUUGUUUUGUUUUGAUGCAAUAUUAGAAAAAUAAAUUGUCCAUGUGUGUAAAUAUAUAAUAGAAUUUUUCUACAAACAAACAAUUUGAGAUGCAAUAGAGAUUACAAUCAGUAGCACAAGCACUAUAGUGAUUACUUUGAGCAACUUGUGCUACAUGAAUGAUAAGAUAUCAUAAACAAUAUGUAUACUUGUAUGUAUUUUAUGUAUGAAUGAAUUUUAAAUAACAAUUUUCCCCAUCGAGGAUGAAGCAAAUGUAAAUAAGUGAGCAGUGCCUGUAAAACAGGGCCAAUUUUUAUGAAUUUGUACGAAGUUAGUGAAGAUAUGUAAGAUAUUUUGCGUAAGCAAAUAUAUGUACUUGUUUUUGAAAAAAAUAAUAAUAAUAAAAAAAAUAAAACAGUG
Anastrepha obliqua is the source of this 1813-nucleotide messenger RNA. RefSeq names its product solute carrier family 35 member E1 homolog. Gene Ontology annotation, molecular function: antiporter activity. Lineage: Eukaryota; Metazoa; Arthropoda; Insecta; Diptera; Tephritidae. The record is from RefSeq and is a predicted model, not a curated record. The coding region runs from base 182 to 1339 and encodes 385 amino acids. Gene Ontology annotation, cellular component: Golgi apparatus. The transcript has 5 exons.